CCCACGUUAAUAAAAGUGUGUCGUUUAAUUAAGGCUAACGUUUCUUCACAUAAUAUAACACCGCACUGAAGGCCGCAAGCCUGAUGUAUCUGGAGAUUUUCAUUACACCCCCGCAAUGUAAUUAAUAAGACAACAAUAUUGGUGCGCAGUGCCCGUGGUUUGGAAUGCGAAUGGCAAACCCAUGCGGCUAAUGUACAAAGCCACUAAUAAACAAUAUGGAAAUAGAGGGACCCAGAUGGCCCCUGAGGGCCAGACCAUUCUGACACAAUCACAAUCACAGUGCAUUAAUGAACACAGAACGCUUCUUCUUCUCUGAAAUGUGAGAGAGAACACCAAACCGGAUUACAUAGAGAGAGCAGACAGAGCCCAAAGCCAAGUCCUUCAGCACUUUGGGGAAAUGGUUCUGAACCGGAGAGAGGAUACACUGCGGCCUCCUAUACAUUACAGACAGAAGGUUAUUGCUGAUAUAGAGAGGCUUUGAGAGCUAUUAUCAGGCAGCACAAACAAUUAUGGGUGUUGAUAAUGAGAGAAUGAGAGCGGCCUUUGUGGGCGGGGGUCUCUGUAGAGGGAGCCCCUCUAGUGUGAAUAGAGCCAGGAACACUGUGACUCCUCCCUCUGGCUGGUGUGGCCGUGUAGUCAUUAGCUUGUGAUAAGACAGGACAACAAGGAGGCAGGGAGGAGGAGAGGGGGAUGUUUACUGGAACAGAGCUGGCUCUGACUGGAAUAUAGGAGGAAAGCAGUGAAUCUCAACCUAAUGCUCAGCUGCAUCUGCUAGCCCUAUGAGUGCAGCCAGGCAUUCUCUUGUGUUCCUGCCCUGCAUGAGCGAUCAUGGGGUCCGCCCCCGACCCUGGGCUGCUGGGUCAACGGGGCAUCUCACUAUUCCGACACGUUUCGGAAGUGGCGGAGGCCAGGGAUUGUCUCUGGCCAGCAGGGAAGAUGGAGAGACACCAGGAAGGACAAAAGGAGGAGAGGAUGAGCGUGAGGGCGGAGGCCUCCGUCUCUUUCAUUGAGAGGAGCCGUCUAGACAUCAAUGUUCCACACGAGAGCAGGGCCUCUUUUAAAGAUGACUUUGAGAAACUCUUUGCUGGGAAAAUAUAGGUGGGGGUCAGAGUCAGUGAUCCGUGGGAUUGAAAUAGACCCUGACCUUAGUGGUAUAACAAGAUGUAGGUUCACUGACGACAGUCAUUAUCAUUUGUUUACAUGUGACACCAUGCACUGUCUCUAUGCACUGCUAAAUAAUAAUAACUGCUGUUGGAUUGAACGAUUUUCAUAUGGCAUGUUUGAGUUACAGGGAAUUACAAGAUAAUACUUUUUUCUAGAUUUUAAUGACAGCACCCUUUUAGACAGCAACGUUUUAAUUGUAUUUUUGUAAAAUAUAAACUGUAAUGACUUUUAACCAGACCUGGGUUCAAAUAAAUGUGUGUUUCAUUAUUUGUUAUUUAAGUACUUAUUUUUUGUGUUUUUCAGUAUUUUCAAAUAAUAUGGUCAAAAUCAACUACUUCUAUUGGAAGUUUUUGAAAGCAUGUUCAAAUAAUGCCCUAUAAAGCCAACUAUUUGAACAUAUUUUCAAAUAAUUAUUUCCAAACACACUAUUUCAAAUACUCCUAGGACCUGGGUUCAAAUGCAUGGGAGUAUUUAUUUGUAUUUUCAAAUCCAUGCCAAUAUUAAACUACUUGUAUUUUCAAAUAAAAAUAUAUGUAAAAGUAAUUUGAAUAAUGUAAAUAGUAUUUGGACCCAGCUAUACUUUCAACAUCUACAUGAAUCUCAAAUCACAUUCUGUGGUCACUGGUACAAAGCUAUGAAAAUAUAAUGUUUAUGGCAAUGUUUGUUCUAUGUACAGUGUGUGUGUCUUCUCCACCACAAAUUGACAGUGUGUGUGCGUCUGUGUGCCUUCACGUGCAUUUGUGUCUGUUCUUCAUGGUGUCCCUUCCUCUCCACAGCAGCUGUACAGGGAGCAGGUGGGGGGUCAGGAGAGGAGAAGGGUUAGGGUCAGGGUUAGGGUUAGGGCCACGGCUCUGUUUUGAACACAUACUUACUGGUUCUUUAAUAAAUCUUUGACCCCCCUUGGGGUCAUAUAUCCCGAAACAACUGUGCAGCCCUGCCACCCACAGUGCCUGCUGCCUGGCUGUCACAGUCACAGUCACAGAGAGGAGAGACUCUGUCACCCACCAACUGCACUCUACCCAAUACCCUUGAGCCCUCAUAUAAUUAGUGGUGGUAUGGUACCAAGUGGUUCUCUCUCUUUUAACCCCUGCUCCUUUACUGUAUGUUGUCACGCCUUGACCUUAGAGAUCCUUUUUAUGUCUCUAUUUUGGUUGGUCAGGGCAUGAGUUUGGGUGGGCAUUCUAUGUCUGGUGUUCUACGUUGUUCUAUGUUUUGUAUUUCUAUGUGUUUGGCCUGGUAUGGUUCCCAAUCAGAGGCAGCUGUCUAUCGUUGUCUCUGAUUGAGAACCAUACUUAGGUAUCCUCAUCCCACCUGUGUUUUGUGGGUUGUUAUUUUCUGUUUAGUGUUGGUUGCACCUUGCAGAACUGUUUCGGCUAUUAUUUUUUGUUAUUUUGUAUUCAGUGUUCAUUCGGUUAAGCUAAUAAAGAUGAACACGUACCCCGCUGCAUUUUGGUCUGACGAUUCCUCUUCUUCUUUCGAUGAAUGCCGUGACAGAACCACCCACCACAAACGUACCAAGCAGCGGGGUAACAGGGAGCAGUGUGGAAUGGACUCCUGGGCAUGGGAGGAAAUAUUGGACGGCAAGGGACCCUGGGCGCAGCCAGGAGAGUAUCGCCGCCCGAAAGAGGAGCUGGAGGCAGCUAGAGCGGAGCGGCGACACUAUGAGGAAUUGGCUCGAGGUAAUGUGCACGAGAGGCAGCCCCAGAAUGUUUUUGGGAGGAGGCACACGGGGAGAUUGGUGGAGUCAGGUAGGAGACCUGAGCCAACUCCCCGUGCUUACUGUGGCGAGAGAGUGACCGGGCAGGCACCGUGUUAUGCGGUGAAGCGCACGGUGUCCCCAGUGUGCAUGCGUAGCCCGGUGCGCUACAUCGCAGCUCCUCGCAUCGGCCGGGCUAGAGUGGGCAUCGAGCCAGGACGGAUGAUGCCGGCUCAGCGCAUCUGGUCUCCAGUGCGUCUCCUCGGCCCGGGUUAUCCUGCGCCAGCUCUGCGCACUGUGUCUCCAGUGCGUCUGCAUAGCCCAGUGCGUCCUGUGCCUGCGCCCCGCACGUGCAGGGCCAAAGUCACCAUACAGCCAGGACGGGUUGUGCAGGCUCGUUGCUCGAGACCUCCAGUGCGCCUCCACGACCCAGUGUAUCCGGUGCCUCGACCAAGGACAAGGCCUCCUGCAUGUCUCCCCAGCCUGGUGUCCUGUGCCUGUGCUAAGCCCUAACCCUCCUGCAUGUCUCCCCAGCCUGGUGAGUCCUGUGCCUGCUCCCAGAGCCAGGCCUCCUGUGUGUCUCUCCACUCCAGUGAUAAUCCAUGGCAAGAAGCCUCCAGUGAUGAUCCAUGGCAAGAAGCCUCCAGUGAUGAUCCAUGGCACGAAGCCUCCAGUGAUGAUCCAUGGCACGAAGCCUCCAGUGAUGAUCCAUGGCACGAAGCCUCCAGUGAUGAUCCAUGACACGAAGCCUCCAGUGAUGAUCCAUGGCAUGAAGCCUCCAGUGAUGAUCCAUGGCACGAAGCCUCCAGUGAUGAUCCAUGGCACGAAGCCUCCAGUGAUGAUCCAUGGCACGAAGCCUCCAGUGAUGAUCCAUGGCACGAAGCCUCCAGUGAUGAUCCAUGGCACGAAGCCUCCAGUGAGGAUCCAUGGCACGAAGCCUCCAGUGAGGAGUUAUGGCACGAGGCCUCCAGCUACGCCCUCUAGUCCGGAGCCUCCAGCGACGCCUUCUAGUCCGGAGCGUCCAGCGUCGCCCUCUAGUCCGGAGCCUCCAGCGUCGCCCUCUAGUUCGGAGCCUCCAGCGUCACCCUCUAGUCCGGAGCCUCCAGCAACGCCCUCUAGUCCGGAGCCUCCAGCGACACCCUCUAGUCCGGAGCCUCCAGCAACGCCCUCUAGUCCGGAGCCUCCAGCAACGCCCUCUAGUCCGGAGCCUCCAGCGACACCCUCUAGUCCGGAGCCUCCAGCGACGGGUUUCAGUCCGGAGCAGCCAGUCUCCCUCCUGUCCGGAGCAGCUAGAGUCUCCCUCCUGUCCGGAGCAGCCAGAGUCUCCCUCCUAUCCGGGGUCGGCGGUAAGGGUCCCCGCUCCAGAGGCGCCACCUAAGUGGGCCAAGACUAAGGUGGAGCAGGGUCCACGUCCCGCACCAGAGCCGCCACCGCGGUGAAAUGCCCACCCAGACGCUUACCUAUAGGUUCAGGUUUUGCGGCCGGAGUCCGCACCUUUGGGGGGGGUGGGGUACUGUCACGCCUUGACCUUAGAGAUCCUUUUUAUGUCUCUAUUUUGGUUGGUCAGGGCGUGAGUUUGGGUGGGCAUUCUAUGUCUGGUGUUCUAUGUUCUAUGUUUUGUAUUUCUAUGUGUUUGGCCUGGUGUGGUUCUCAAUCAGAGGCAGCUGUCUAUCGUUGUCUCUGAUUGAGAACCAUACUUAGGUAUCCUCAUCCCACCUGUGUUUUGUGGGUUGUUAUUUUCUGUUUAGUGUUGGUUGCACCUUGCAGAACUGUUUCGGCUAUUAUUUUUUGUUAUUUUGUAUUCAGUGUUCAUUCGGUUAAGCUAAUAAAGAUGAACACGUACCCCGCUGCAUUUUGGUCUGACGAUUCCUCUUCUUCUUUCGAUGAAUGCCGUGACACAUGUUGAGUGGAACUGGACAACCAUCUGCUCUCCUAUAAAAAUGUGGGUAUUUACACUUAUGCAUACUGUGUACUGUAAUGUAUUGUUAUACAGUGAGGCCAUAUAUCUUUCCCAGCAUGAUUAUAUAGCACCACAGCACUGUUUAUGCUAUUUGUUUGCCUAAUUCAAUGAUUCCGUACUAUUAUAAUGGUCUUACAUUUAGUCACAU
Salvelinus fontinalis (brook trout) is the source of this 4968-nucleotide messenger RNA. RefSeq lists its product as uncharacterized. The transcript has 2 exons. The coding region runs from base 3483 to 4238 and encodes 251 amino acids. NCBI's taxonomy places the organism in Eukaryota, Metazoa, Chordata, Actinopteri, Salmoniformes, Salmonidae. The record is from RefSeq and is a predicted model, not a curated record.